ACACCUGUAAUGGCAAAGAAGUGACUGAGAGGUCCUUAAUUGUAAAAACAAUGCCAAUUUUGGAAGGUUUGAAGAAGGAUGUUCUUCAAGAAAUGCCUGUUUUUGAACGAGAAAUCGCCAUAUAUGCAAAAGUUCUUCCUGAAAUGAAAAGGAUAAUGGAUUCCAUUGGGGAUGAUGAGAAAAUAGCUCCAAGCUUGAUUUAUCACAGUUCAAAUCCACCCGUUAUUAUCCUGGAAGAUAUUUCACAGAAAGGCUUUAAAAUGCAUGGAAAAUUAUUUGAUUUUGAAGAUGUUACCAAAAUUGUGAAGAAGAUGGCAAAAUUUCAUGCUCUUUCCAUGUACAUAAAUGAGAAUAAAUCUGAAAAGGAUUUUAAUCUCCCUGACUACGAUGAGGUUUAUAUAAAUGAGAAAUCAAUUGAUAAAAUGCGAGUUUUUUUUGAUGGAAUGUCCGUGCUUAAGGACUACGUUAAAAAUUGGCCAGGAUAUGAAGAAAUUUCGGAAAAAGUGGCAAAGAUUCCGCCAAAAUUUCUGCAGAAACUCCUCAAAAUUUACAAAGCAAAUCCCGAACCUGGACUUAAUGUCCUCUGCCACGGAGAUAUCCAAAUAAAUAAUAUGAUGGUUUUGAAGAAUGGACAGGAUAUUGAGGAAAUAAUCUUCCUGGACUUUCAACUCUCCUUCUGGGCAUCACCAGCAAUUGAUUUGCUCUACGUCCUCUAUGUAACUGGAACUGUGGAUGUGAGACAGAGAAAAGAUGAGGUCCUUUUACUCUAUCACCGUGCCCUCACGGACUACCUACAACGCAUAGGAUUCCACCAGGAGGGUCCUCCUUCACUUCAAGAUUUGCACAUUGAUAUGCUCAAACUUGGUCAGAUGGAAAUUCUCUUGGGAUUGUGCUUCCUACCAAUGUUCUACAUUGAUAAAUCUCAAGUGGAUAUGAAUGCUUUUGCCGAACCAACUGCUCAGGCCAUUGAGAAAUUCUAUCAUGCUUUCUACACCAAUCCCAAGUUUACGGAUGUGCUAAAGGAUAUUCUUAAAUCCCUUUGGUACAGAGGAAUUCUUGAUUGAGGAAUUUGCUUUGAUUCAAAUAAUUCACAUUUAAGUUGGAUUUGGGGGUUUUCUUAUCAAUUAUUAUAGAAGUCAAUGACUUUAUCAAUAUAAGAGAUUGUUUAUGUAAAUAUUUGUAAAAUAAAUAAAACCAGCAUAAAA
Lutzomyia longipalpis is the source of this 1205-nucleotide messenger RNA. RefSeq lists its product as uncharacterized. The transcript has 3 exons. Bases 51 to 1064 code for a protein of 337 amino acids. The record is from RefSeq and is a predicted model, not a curated record. NCBI's taxonomy places the organism in Eukaryota, Metazoa, Arthropoda, Insecta, Diptera, Psychodidae.